AUGUCCGCCGCCAACGAGGACACGAGCGCAACACCGCUCCCACCGCCACCCAGCCAGGAUCCGCUGUCUGCGGAGCAAUGGAGCAUUCUCGCCGCCAUUGCUGACACCGUCACCCCGUCCUUCGCCCAAUCCACGGGCAACCGACUGCUGCAGCACCCAUUGCGAGGUGAGGUCUACGAUGCCACCGCCAAGCGUCUCCGAGAUCUCUCCACCGAUGCGGCCUCGAGCGAUGUCGUGCCGGCCUAUCUUGCCGAAAAUGCCACUGCCCAGCCCGAGUUCAAGGAGCAUAUGAUGCGCUUGUUGGCGUUUUACAUGACCGAAAUGUCGAGGAAGCCACUGUCGUUCAUUCUAAGCACUCUCAACACACGCGCCGGCGCACUACUACUUACAGGCCACGCGACACCUUUAAAUGGACUCUCCGUCCAAGACCGAGAACUGAUUCUCCAGGGCUGGGCCCGUUCGCGACUACCGCCACUCCGAUUCUUGCAUAGAUCGCUCAUAACACUUGUGCGCCUCUUCUGGCUGCGCACUUCACCAACUGUGCCUCAGGUCCUUGCGUAUCCAAGGUUUCCGGUGAAUGCGGUCAACCCAGGGCCAGGCUUCCCGUUCCAGUUUGUGCAGAUUCCACCUUCAGUAGCGCUCGAGCCGGAGGUCAUCGAGACAGAUGUUGUCAUUGUGGGCAGUGGAUGCGGCGGUGCAGUCGCGGCGAAGACGUUGGCAGAAGCUGGAUUGAAAGUGUUGGUCGUGGACCAGUCGUAUUACUGGUCGCCAGAAUGGCUGCCAAUGUCUGAUGAGGCCGCCGGCAUUCACUUGUUCGGUAAUGGCGGUGCUGUCAUUUCUCAAGAUGGCAGUAUCAUGGUCUUGGCUGGAUCAACCUGGGGAGGUGGUGGUACCAUUAACUGGAGUGCAUCGUUGCAACCGCAGGGGAUCGUUCGAAGAGAAUGGGCUCACAAGUUUGGGUUGAAGCACUUUACUGGCGCUGAAUUCCAGGCGGACUUGGAUGCUGUUUGCGAACGAAUGGGCGUGAGCUACGCCAAUAUCAAGCAUAACAAAGGGAAUCGGGUGUUGAUGGAGGGUGCAAGGAAGCUGGGCUGGACGGCCAAGCCUGUGCCACAAAAUACUGGUGGUGAGGAGCACAGCGAUGGCUUCUGCACGAGAGGCUGCCGUUGUUGUGGUAAGAAGGGACCGACUGUCACUUUCCUACCAGAUGCGGCCGAUGCGGGAGCCAACUUCAUGGAGGGAUUCAAGGUCAAGGAGAUUGUCUUUGGCAAGAACGACUCCAACGGAAACAGGGAGGUCACUGGUGUGAGAGGUACUUGGACGGCCAGAGACACCAACGGCGGUGUGGUCAGCCUAGGCCGAACAACUCGUGAAGUGAUGAUCAAGGCCCGGCGGACCAUCAUCUCAGGAGGCUCGCUCUACACUCCACAUCUCCUCCAACAAUCCGGUCUCAAGAACAAACACAUCGGUCGCCACCUCCACCUCCACCCAGUCUGCAUGCUCGCCGCAGUCUGGGACGAAGACAUCCGCGACUGGGAAGGCCCCAUCCUCACCUCGGUCGUCAGCGAAUUCGAAAACCUCGACGGCGACGGCUACGGCACCAAACUCGAAUGCACCACCAUGAUCCCAGGCUCCUUCCUCCCCGUCUUCCCCUGGUACAGCGGGCAGCAAUGGAAAGAAUUCGUCGCCAAAAUGCGCCGCAUGUCCGGCUACAUCUCCAUCACGCGCGACCGCUACGGCGGCCGAGUCAUCCCGGACCCCGCCGACGGCUCCCUCGCCAUCGACUACACCCUCUCCACCUACGACCGCAACCACAUCCUCGAAGGCCUCGUCCGCCUCGCCGAGCUCAACUACGUCGAAGGCGCCCGCGAAAUCCACGUCUCCGCGCCCGGCAUCCAACCCUUCAUCCGUCCCAAAUCCUCCCCCAAAGUCCCCGUCACGCCCCUCUCCACCCCCUCCGUCACCGACGCCGAAUUCCAAUCCUGGCUCCAGAAACUCCGCGCCGGCGGCCUUCCCUCCCCCGACGCGGGCUUCGCCUCCGCGCACCAAAUGGGUUCCUGCAGGAUGGGCACCUCCCCGAAGAACAGCGUCGUCGAUUAUCGCGGCCGCGUCUGGGGCACGAGUGGACUGUAUAUCGCGGAUGCCAGUGUCUUUCCUUCGGCGUCUGGGGUCAAUCCUAUGAUUACGACUAUGGGGAUUAGUAGGAAUAUUUCCAGGGGGAUUGUGGAUGAGGAGAGGGGGGACGCAGGGUUGACGUUGGAUCCUUCUGCGGGGAGGGCGAAGUUGUAG
Messenger RNA from Zasmidium cellare ATCC 36951, 2289 nucleotides. RefSeq lists its product as uncharacterized. Gene Ontology annotation, molecular function: long-chain-alcohol oxidase activity; flavin adenine dinucleotide binding. The record is from RefSeq and is a predicted model, not a curated record. The transcript is spliced from 2 exons. NCBI's taxonomy places the organism in Eukaryota, Fungi, Ascomycota, Dothideomycetes, Mycosphaerellales, Mycosphaerellaceae. Bases 1 to 2289 code for a protein of 762 amino acids.